GUGUUGAUGAAAUGAUGUCCAAAUUUGUUGCCCAACUUCUUGUUAGAGACCCCAUCACUUUAUACAAAGAAAAAAUCGAUCAAGACAUUAUGAAUGAUACUGAUCACAUUCAGACCAUUAUAGCAAGUAACUGGCACAGCAUAAAACUGAAGCUUCCUGAUGAGAAAUCCGGAUGGAAAGUGGAGUUCAGAACAAUGGAGGUUCAGCUGACUGAUUUUGAAAAUGCUGCCUUCGUUGUAUUUAUGCUUCUUCUUACACGUACUAUAGUUACUUUCAAACUGAACCUUUUGAUCCCGAUAACAAAGGUUGAUGACAACUUCAAACCAGCACAAAAGCCAGAUGCCAUUAAUAAAGAGAAAUUUCAUUUCAGAAAGGAUAUUCAAAAAA
Messenger RNA from Octopus bimaculoides (California two-spot octopus), 387 nucleotides. Its product is annotated as glutamate--cysteine ligase catalytic subunit-like. Gene Ontology annotation, biological process: glutathione biosynthetic process. The record is from RefSeq and is a predicted model, not a curated record. Gene Ontology annotation, molecular function: glutamate-cysteine ligase activity. Gene Ontology annotation, cellular component: glutamate-cysteine ligase complex. NCBI's taxonomy places the organism in Eukaryota, Metazoa, Mollusca, Cephalopoda, Octopoda, Octopodidae.